AUGACACAGCAGCAUAAACUGACAAAAAACAGUCAGACCAGUCUCAAAGUUGAUAAAAACGUGAAUGGGAGAUGUUCGGCAAACAAAUCCAGCGGAGAGAGUCACAAUGGAACUAACAAGCUGAGGGACAGUCGCCGAACUGGACGUCAGCAACUAAUCAAAAAUAUCGUCGACAAAUUUAAUUCAGAAAAACGUUUAAAUGUCAAUAAAAUCAUGUACGACGAGUUUGAAAGUGUCCAAUCAACUUUUAUUCAUUCUCCGCCUGACAAGUGCAUUUGUCGAUCAAACUCAAUUCUGCUGUGGAAAAAGAUUGGUGAAUUGGAAAGCAGCUGCUUUCGUGUGUCACAGGACGGCAUCAUUCCUAGAAUUAAGUGUUUUGCUCUAAACAUCAGAUUGCUGAGACCCACAGAGGCGACCUUUGAGGAUGUUGUGAGUCAACUUGAAAAUUUUUUUGACGAAAUUGAAAAAAUAGUCAAGGAAAUUAAAAUCAUUGAAAUUCAGUGCUGGUCUACAGACGACCGGCUAUUCAAGUCUUCUAUCCAGUCCAUAAAGCGUGAAAUCCUCGAAGAACAAUCAAGCCUGAAUUCUCAGCCACGGGAAAUUCGAAGGUAG
Octopus sinensis (East Asian common octopus) is the source of this 612-nucleotide messenger RNA. RefSeq lists its product as uncharacterized. The transcript has 2 exons. Lineage: Eukaryota; Metazoa; Mollusca; Cephalopoda; Octopoda; Octopodidae. The record is from RefSeq and is a predicted model, not a curated record. The coding region runs from base 1 to 612 and encodes 203 amino acids.